AUGAGUGAGGUGAACCGUUCUAGUUGUAGUCAGCAGGAUGUUAGUGGCAGUCAAGUACCUAGACAAUCUCAAGGUAAUAACCCCACUCAAAAUAUUGGUGUUAAACCCACUCAAAUGAAACGUAAGAGGAGACAAUCAGGAGGAGCAGCUAAACUUUCUAAUCAAUUAGAGAGUUUGAUUUCAAAUUCAAAUCGAGCAUUGGACAUUUUACAAUCUGAUAGUACUAUGAAUACUCAAAGUAGUACAAGUUUUAGUCUUGCUGCAGCAAUAAGUGUUGUUAACCGCAUGGUUAGUGAUGGUAUUAUGGAAAAGGGUGGAGAUUUGUGGUGUUUUUCUCUUACCUUGCUUAAGGAUGAUUUGAAUCGGGAAAUUUUUUUCAAUAUUGAGGAUGACUCUUCUAGGAAAGCUUGGUUGAAGUAUAUGCAUGAUACAAACAAAGGACAAGAAUGGAUGAAAGAAGUGUUGAAUGGACAUCCUAUUCGAUGUGUAAAUGCAUUUAGAAUGGACUCCGAUUUGUUUAAGCAAUUAUGUGAAGACUUAUAUUCAAAAUAUGGAUUACAAUCUACUAGAAAUAUGUCAUAUGUGGAGAAAGUUGGUAUAUUUAUAUACACACUUGCUAUGGGUGCUUCAAAUAGAGAUGUUGGUGAACGAUUUCAACGUUCCGGUGAAACAAUAAGUAGAGCAUUUCAUGAGGUUUUGGAAGCAAUUAGUGGUCGGAAUAGCGGAUACAAAGGCCUUGCACGUGAUAUCAUAAGACCAGAUGAUCCUACAUUUCAAUCUAUACCGUCUUACAUUACUAAUGAUCCACGAUACAUGCCAUAUUUCAAGGAUUGUAUUGGAUGUAUUGAUGGUACUCAUAUAGCAGCGUGCAUCCCUGAGGUUGAUCAAUUGCGAUAUAGAGGGAGAAAAGGAAUUCCUACUUUCAAUGUUAUGGCAGCGUGUAACUUUGAUAUGUGUUUCACUUUUAUAUCUGUUGGAUGGGAAGGAUCAGCACAUGAUACACGUGUAUUUCUUCAUGCAAUUAAUACACCAUCAAUGAACUUUCCCAAGCCGCCACAAGGAAGAUAUUAUUUGGUGGAUAAAGGAUAUCCAGAUAAACAAGGAUAUUUGGUACCGUAUCCAAGAAUAAGAUAUCAUCAAUCUCAAUUUGAACAUGAGCCGCCAACAAAUGCUCAGGAAGCAUUCAAUCGUGCACAUUCUUCUCUUCGAAGUUGUAUCGAGAGGUCGUUUGGAGUAUUAAAGAAGAGAUGGAAGAUACUUGCUAAUAUGCCACAAUUUAGUGUGGAGACCCAAAUUGAUGUUAUUAUGGCCACCUUUGCACUCCAUAAUUAUAUUCGGAAGAAUUCACAAGAUGACAUGAUGUUUAAUGUGUUUGAGCAGCAUCCAGAUUACAUACCGCCCGAUGAACUUCAAGAUUCAAGUAGUAAUAUCUCCAUCAACGAAAAUUUAAGCCAGGCUUCUACUGAGAUGAAGGAGAUUCGCAAC
Molecule: messenger RNA, 1485 nt
Organism: Ipomoea nil (Japanese morning glory)
Lineage: Eukaryota; Viridiplantae; Streptophyta; Magnoliopsida; Solanales; Convolvulaceae
Exons: 4
Source: RefSeq, a predicted model, not a curated record